AUGGCACAAUUUCAUUCUAUCGCUAAAAUAUUUAAAGAUCAUAUCGACACGAUGCCAAAUAUCCCUUUCCUUGACGUUGAAUCUAUUAUUGAGCAAAUGCCCAACACAAGACGUACUUUGGGUUCACUAGGGGCUUUCUAUUACAUUAUAAGAUUUAUAAUUAAUCAAUCAGGCCUUAACAUUUACUCGCCAACAAUUUUCGAUGAAGCCAUAUCAUACACAACUGAGAUCAUUUGGGCCACGUUGAAUGAAAAUGAAAGAAAGCGUUAUCGAUCUCUCUCAAAGCAAGUAAAUAAUGCAAACGGAAAUGGGCAACAAUUAUCAAAUAGUGAUCAAGCGCAAUUCGCUCAAGACUUAUUUAAUGGAAUCCAGUGGUAA
This is a messenger RNA of Acaulospora morrowiae, 378 nucleotides long. The record is from the annotation of a GenBank genome assembly. Lineage: Eukaryota; Fungi; Glomeromycota; Glomeromycetes; Diversisporales; Acaulosporaceae.